Molecule: messenger RNA, 2606 nt
Organism: Panicum virgatum (switchgrass)
Lineage: Eukaryota; Viridiplantae; Streptophyta; Magnoliopsida; Poales; Poaceae
Exons: 7
Coding region: 122-817 (231 amino acids)
Biological process (GO): protein ubiquitination
Cellular component (GO): membrane
Molecular function (GO): ubiquitin-protein transferase activity; zinc ion binding
Source: RefSeq, a predicted model, not a curated record
GAGAGAGAGAGAGAGAGUGAGAGAGGGAGCAAAGGCGAAGCAGCCAACAACCGGAGGCGGCCGAGAGAGACGAAGCUCUUGAGAGAAUUGGGAGAGGGAGAGAGAGGGAGGGAGGAGGACGAUGGAACAGGUGGAGGCGUGCUCGUCUUCUUCCUCCACGACCCUGAUGAGGCAGUGCAGGAUUUGCCAUGACGAGGAGGACGAGGGCGGCGCGACCACCAUGGAGUCGCCGUGCGGGUGCUCCGGCUCCCUCAAGUACGCGCACAGGGGAUGCGUGCAGCGCUGGUGCGACGAGAAGGGGAGCACCCUCUGCGAGAUUUGCCUUCAGAAUUUCGAGCCUGGCUACACCGCUCCUCCCAAGAAAAACCAACCUGCUGAUGUCGCGGUCACCAUCAGAGAGAGCCUGGAGGUGCCCAGGAUGGACUACGAGCCGGCAGCGGAGGAGGACGUCGACGCGGCGGUGGCCGGCGCCGGCGACCCGGAGUACGCCGAGUGCGCCCGCGCCGCCGACAGGAGCGCGUCCUGGUGCCGCUCGGUGGCCGUGACGUUCACGGUCGUGCUGCUGCUGAGGCACCUGGUCACCGUGGCGACGGUCGGAGCGGCGAACCAGUUCGCCUUCAGCCUCCUCACGGUGUACUUGCUGCGGGCGAGUGGGAUCCUGCUGCCGUUCUACGUCGUCAUGAGGCUCAUCUCCGUGAUCCAGCAGGGUCAGCGGCAGUACCGCCUGCAGGUCCUCCAGGAGCAGAGGAGACACGCGUUGAGAAUGGCCCGGCUGCAGGGUCAGGAACAGCAGCAGCAUGUCAUCCUGGUUCGCUGAGGAAGAAGACGGCAUUCAUCAAGUGUACAUGUCUUGUACAAGGCUGUAAAAUGUACCACUACAUUGUUCAGGGGGGCACCGGGGAAAGCGAGCAUUGUUUACAAGCUUCCGUUUAUGUGCGUACAUCACUUGCAAUGAAAGCUGCAUCAACCUGAGUACUUGACGUCGCCGCAUGCCUAAAACCUGGAAAAAAAAUCCUGCUCAAGAGGUCGACAAAAGAAGCAUUGGAUUACUGUUGAGUCCGUCCACCCUGUUGUUCAUGAAUUAGUAUGAUGUACUGAUGUGGUACUACCACCGCAAUGUAAAUAAGAGCACGACAGUGAUCCUGCAUGGAUCCACCCACCAACAUCAUUCCCUUUUCAGUUUUCGCUUCAUUUGAUGGUGGGCCCACGGCAAUCCCUCUGUCCUAGUGAGGACCACGAAUGUUGUUUAGCACAAACAUAAACACAGCAACAAUGCUUCCUGCUAAACUCAUAUGUAUGAGUGACUCUUGCGACCGGUUCCGACCACCUGAAGAUAUUUCGCUCUGUUCUGCUGGCGACCAGCAGCAAUGUUUUUCUUUCACAUCAAAUCAGCAGCAGCCAGCCAGCAGUACUUUUCUCUCAAAGUAAAUUAGCACCACCAACCGCCAGCCACAACCAGCUGAACAGAGCGAAUCUAGCAAUUCCGAUCAUGUUUUGUCAAUUUAUAUUGGUUGGUCAGACAUCUUUGUAAGGAGUAACUCCAAUGAUACAAUGUUGUCAACAUAUAUGGUUGGUUAGACAUCUUUAUAAGGAGUAACUGUGCAGCAACAAGUGGCUCCCAACUUCUUGGUAGGAUUUGUGAACUCUGUCUCUCGAUCUUUCCCCCCGCUAUAGUGUAGAAGGGCGAAUCCGAGGCGACUCCUUCUCCGCCGCCGAUCUCGCUGGCUCUCCACCGCGUCCGGCUGCCCGGCGAGCGUCGGAGGUGGUGGAGAGCUGCGGAUCCGGCGGCCGGUGUACAAUUUUUCAGCUUUCUAGGUCUAGGUUAGGGUUAGGAAGUGGUGGAUCCAUCUCCUCUUCAGCGUCGGCGCUGGAUGAGGUCCUUUGUCUCCUUGGAGUCGUGUCCGGCGACGGCACGGGUGGUUUCGCCUUCGGCGGCUGCGGGCUGAGGCGUUUCGCCGGCGGUCGGAGGCGGAGCUUCAUCGACCUCGCCGGGGAUGUAGGGGUGAGGCGUCCUGGACGUCUUCCCCUGGGUGUCUUCGGUGGCGGCGGCGAUGGCCAAGGGGGGAUUCCGGUUUUCCUUCCUGUUGAUGGCUCUCCGGGCGUCGUCGACGGUGAGGAAAUUUUGCUCCUCCGCAGCGGUUCUGUCUGCGGCCACCGUGUGAGGUUUGUGGUCUCUCUCUCUUUUUGCGAAAGGAGGGAUGAUCUGGGCGUCCCCUUGGGAUGUUCCCUCCGGGCCAUCGGCGCCGGUGGCGCCGGCUCUGGGUUCGUGGGCGAUCGGUUCCGAGGAAGAUGGUGUUCUUGGUGUGCUUCCAUUUUCUCUGGCAAGGAUGCGGCUGAUGUGCCACAGUGGUGCUAGAUUCGUCGCGGACUGUGGUUCGUGGCGUUGGAUUAUGCAGCGUUUCCAUGUGUUGGAGCUCCUUGACGGCGAGAUGGACCUUCCCAAGCUUGGCGGCGUCGGCAGUCGUCAGCGAUCGUUGUGGAAGACGGCGGAGAAGCUCUUGAGGGCCUUUGUUGUAAUUUUCGUUUUUAUGAGGGUCUUCUUUGCUUUAUGGGGAUGUACGGUGCUUCAAGUUUAAUACCAUUUCUUCCUUUCGCAAAAAAAAAAA